UUUGUUUCAUCACCUCUUUGCACAAAACUAUCUGCAAAAAAAAAAGUCUCAAUUGGCAGUGUUUGAUAACUUUUGCGAUCUCCACUAAAUAUUUAUGCACACUGUGAAGCUGCCACUGGUAAGUCUUUCGGUCUAGAUCUGAUCUGACAUGAUGAAUGAAUGCAUUGGCAGUGGAAGAGGAAGGUUACCUCAGCAAAGUUAUGAACAAGCGCCUUUUUUUCAAUCUUCAGCAAUGAGAGCUGCUCUGCUGAUCCAGCGCUGGUACCGUCAGUAUGUUGCCCGGCUGGAGAUGAGACGCAGGUGCACGUGGAACAUCUUCCAGUCUAUUGAAUACGCAGGAGAGCAAGACCAGAUCAAGCUCUAUAAUUUCUUUGGUUUCUUGAUGGACCACUUCACCCCAGCCAGCAGUGAAAGAAACCUAAUAUCUCACAUCUUUCGUAAGAAUGAAAUCUGCCGUGACGCAGAAUGGGAGAGAUAUUUUUGCUAUAAGAGCAUUGAGGUACCCGACAGCUACAAUGGCCCCCAUCUGACCUUCCCCAUGACCUUCUGCGGGGUAUCGAAGCUGGUGGAGGCCUUCAAGCACAAACAACAGCUACAUGCUCGAUAUGUUCUGCAGCUUCUUGGAGAGACUUGGAGACUUUUAAGAAUUCUUCCAAAUAUCAGUCAAGUCGCCGCCUGCCAUACGAAGGAGAUUACUAUAUGCGGAGAUUUACAUGGACACCUUGAAGAUCUGCUGUUGAUAUUCUAUAAGAAUGGUUUGCCGUCCUCUGAGAAACCGUAUGUAUUCAAUGGAGACUAUGUGGAUCGUGGCAAAAACUCCUUAGAGAUUCUGCUCAUCCUGUUUGGGUUCCUGCUGGUCUAUCCCAAUGAUGUCCAUCUGAACAGAGGGAACCAUGAGGACCACAUCGUUAACCUGAGAUAUGGUUUCACUAAAGAAGUUUUGGGAAAAUACAGGAUGCAUGGCAAGAUGAUCCUAAAGCUUCUCCAGAAGAUUUUCAGCUGGCUGCCUCUGGCCACAGUGAUUGAUCACAAGGUGCUGAUUGUGCAUGGUGGGAUCUCUGACACGACAAACCUUGACAGGAUAGCCAGGGUGGACAGACACAAAUACGUGUCAGCUCUCAGGCCUCCUAAAUCGACCCAUCAUGCAGUCAAUGGCAGUAAGACUCCGACAAUGAACAACAGGAACACAGAACUGGUGGAAAGCCGGCGUCGAGUGUGUUCUCUGACUCACCACAGCUCAGCCCCGGCUCACGGGCAUGACAUCCCACGCCGCUCACUCCACAGCGUGCCCAUGAGCAGUCAACUCAACUGGUCAGUGGAGGAGGAGCUGAAAAGGAGGCGCAGACUGGCUGGGUUUGACCAGUCCUACGGGGAACUGCAAAAGUCUGACUCUGACUCAGACCCGGAGUCAGGAGAAACAGCAGAGACAGAUGAGCAUGAGUGGAAACAAAUAGUAGACAUGUUGUGGAGUGAUCCAAUGCCCCAAAAUGGCUGCAUUCCCAAUGAGGUGCGAGGCGGAGGCUGCUACUGGGGGCCAGAUGUCACCGAGGAAGUGCUGGGAAGACACAACCUCCAGCUCCUCAUCCGCUCCCAUGAGUGCAAACAGGAAGGCUAUGAGUUCUGCCACAACCGCAGGGUGCUGACUAUAUUUUCAGCAUCUAACUACUACGAGGUAGGCAGCAACAGAGGAGCCUACAUCCGAAUGGGCCCUGAUCUGGUCCCCCACUUCAAUCAAUAUCAGGCAAGCAGGACAUGCAGAGAGCUCACCCUGAGACAAAGUGUCGGGUGGACAGAGAGAUCAGCUCUACGAGCUCUGAGGGAACAACUGUUUGUGCACAAGUCAGAUCUCAUCAGUGCCUUCCAGGAGUUUGACGCUAACAAAACAGGGAUGAUCUCUCUAAGGCACUGGGCCAGCGCCACAGAGAGAGUUCUGAAUCUUGGUCUGCCCUGGAGGGUGCUGCGUCCUCAGCUGGUCAGCAGCACCCAGUAUGGCAUGGUAGACUACCAGCAGUGGAUAAGGGAGCUCUCCAUCACAGAGCCCAAACUAGAGAUCUCAGAUAACAGUAUCCUGGAGACUAUGUACAAAAAUCACUCCAACCUGGAAACAAUCUUCAGAAUCAUAGACACAGAUCACUCAGGUUUGAUCUCUUUCGAGGAGUUUCGUCAGACCUGGAAACUCCUGAGCUCCCAUCUUAACACAGAGAUCAGUGACGAGGCCAUUGCAGACCUGGCCCAGAGCAUUGACUUCAACAAAGACGGGAGCAUCGACAUCAAUGAGUUCAUGGAGGCUUUCCGGCUGGUGGACCUCUCUGCACAUAACAUGAGCCUGAGCCAGGAGCUGUAGCUGUACCUGCUGCAUAGAGAACACCAAGAACUCACUUAGAAGUAUCUCAUCCAUUUGAUCUGUGUCGGUUGAUUGUGCAUUAUUGUUUACCCCUGUGCAAACUAGAUCUUUUCUACCUCUUAGAUUUUUGACUUUUUUUAUUUAAGUUUAUUUGAGAAGUUGGUGUAUUUUAAGAAUUUAUGUGUAACGUAAUGAUCACCUGUUUAGUUAUGCAUAAAAACAUCAAACACG
Micropterus dolomieu (smallmouth bass) is the source of this 2575-nucleotide messenger RNA. RefSeq names its product serine/threonine-protein phosphatase with EF-hands 2-like. The record is from RefSeq and is a predicted model, not a curated record. Gene Ontology annotation, biological process: detection of stimulus involved in sensory perception; negative regulation of MAPK cascade. Gene Ontology annotation, molecular function: Hsp90 protein binding; protein serine/threonine phosphatase activity; manganese ion binding. Lineage: Eukaryota; Metazoa; Chordata; Actinopteri; Centrarchiformes; Centrarchidae. Gene Ontology annotation, cellular component: cytosol; nucleus. Bases 149 to 2344 code for a protein of 731 amino acids. The transcript has 15 exons.